This is a messenger RNA of Drosophila willistoni, 862 nucleotides long. RefSeq names its product dolichol-phosphate mannosyltransferase subunit 1 (gene Dpm1). Gene Ontology annotation, biological process: GPI anchor biosynthetic process; protein O-linked glycosylation via mannose. Gene Ontology annotation, cellular component: endoplasmic reticulum membrane. Gene Ontology annotation, molecular function: dolichyl-phosphate beta-D-mannosyltransferase activity. Lineage: Eukaryota; Metazoa; Arthropoda; Insecta; Diptera; Drosophilidae. Bases 96 to 821 code for a protein of 241 amino acids. The transcript is spliced from 3 exons. The record is from RefSeq and is a predicted model, not a curated record.
CUUGAUCUUCCUAGUGGCGCCGCCUGGGCACUUUGAGGCACUUGUUAAUCCAAUUUAAAAAAAAAUAAAUAAAUAAAAAAGAAAAACAAAACAAAAUGCCAUCAAAUGGUCACAAAUACAGCAUCCUGCUGCCCACUUACAAUGAAAAGGACAAUUUGCCCAUUAUAAUAUGGCUAAUUGUCAAAUACAUGAAGGCCAGUGGCUACGAGUACGAAGUGAUUGUCAUAGACGAUGGCAGUCCGGAUGGCACACUAGACGUGGCUAAAGAUUUGCAGAAAAUCUAUGGCGAGGACAGGAUUGUUUUGCGACCCCGUACAGCAAAACUGGGACUUGGAACGGCUUAUAUACACGGCAUUAAACAUGCCACGGGAGACUUUAUAAUCAUAAUCGAUGCCGAUUUGAGUCAUCAUCCCAAAUUCAUUCCGGAAUUCAUUGAACUGCAGGCAAAGGGCGACUAUGACAUUGUCUCGGGCACACGUUAUGCCGGCGAUGGUGGUGUCUUUGGUUGGGAUUUCAAACGGAAGCUUAUCUCACGCGGAGCCAACUUUUUGUCACAGAUUUUGUUGCGUCCCAAUGCCAGUGAUUUGACUGGUUCGUUUCGUCUCUACAAGAAGGAUGUCCUAGAGAAAUGCAUAGCCAGUUGUGUGUCCAAGGGUUAUGUCUUUCAAAUGGAAAUGUUGGUCAGAGCUCGUCAACAUGGUUAUACCAUUGCCGAGGUCCCUAUAACAUUUGUGGAUCGCAUUUACGGGACUUCGAAAUUGGGUGGCACCGAAAUCGUGCAAUUUGCCAAGAAUUUGCUGUAUUUAUUUGCUACGACUUGAGCUGAAAUAAACUUAGAUCCUGAUAUUGAUUGUGACCCAUA